Molecule: messenger RNA, 5766 nt
Organism: Caenorhabditis angaria
Lineage: Eukaryota; Metazoa; Nematoda; Chromadorea; Rhabditida; Rhabditidae
Source: the annotation of a GenBank genome assembly
AUGAAUGAGUCAAAAAAAUUGUUGUUGGAAGAAGAUCAAAAGUUUGAAGACGAAAAUGGAGAAGAAGCUGGAAAUCAGGAAGACGAUGAUGAAGAUGUUGUAGAAAAUGAAACGAAAAAGUGAGUUAGACAAAAUUACUGUAUUUUUGGAAGGUUGAAGAAAAAUAAAAUAUUUUCAAGUUUCUAAUUCAAGUUUUCAUUUUCCUUGUGAAACGUACAUGGUCCACUUUUUUUUAUUAGAAAUUUAUUGUGUUAGAAACAGGCUUGGGGAACCUGGCUUUCUGGUUCAAUUCAGGCAUCCUUAAAAUCCAAUUUUGAGAGUUUAAUUUAAAAAAUCCUAUUUUUUCACGAGUCUACUUUCGAGCAGGAGAAUAUCGAAAUCGAAAUUUGAGGUCAUCCUGAUUCCAGGCUAUUUUCCCCAAGUCUUUUUAGAAUCUGUCUCGUUUUCUUUCUUACCCUACUUAUUGUUAGCUUAUGUUUAGAAGAACCUCCUCAUUUUUGCGUUUGUUGAAUGUGCCACGUAAUUCUGUGUGUAAUGGAAACACAAUUCAUAGUGUAUCGUCAUUCAGAUCGGAUCAUGUAUCACGAAAAUCUACAAUUAAAUUGUUGGAAAAUCCAAAUUUAUUCGCCAGAGAAUUGGUAAGUUAUGAAUAUUUUGUUGAUUUUGAAAAAUAAAAAGAAAAAUCAAAAGUUUAUUUAUUUCGCAAUUUUUGUUUAGUGGGAGAAAUUUAAAUAUUUUUGUUCCAUUUUUUUGCAAAAAAUUUACAGUAGUGAAAAGAAAAAGAGAGAAUUUUUGUGUUUCCAAAACUUUUUCUAAUUCCAAACAUCAUUCCAUUUUUCAAAAAAAAAAUCAAUGUUUUUUUUAUUCCAUAAAUUUUUCUCUUCAUUCUUCUCAAAAAAAUCCCCAAUCACCUUGAGACUUUGACCAACAAAAGUUCAAAACUUUCUCUUUCCUAAAAUACUAUUAUUCAUAGUUUGAAAAAAAAUGCAUCGUCUAAAUACUCCCUCAAUUUGUUUUCAACACUUCUUACAGUCUGAAAAACUAUCUCAACCUUGGAUCGAAAACACAUUUGAGAAACGAGAAUGUAUUCGAUUUGUGAGUCAGGCAAAAGAUGCAGAUCGAUGUGGAUGUGGCAGAGUUUUGGCAUCACAUUCACAAGCAAGUCAGACUAGAUUUUUCGGAUUUCCCAGAUUUAAAUUAGAUGAGCCCGAAACUUGGACAAUUGCUAAUAAUACACAAACUUCCACAACUGAUGCAUUCGGAACUAUUGUUUUCCAGGUAAGUUUUUCAUUAUUCUAAUGUUGGAUAAUCGAAGUAUCGUAAAUUUUCAGGGCGGAGCUCAUGCUCAUAAAGCACAAUAUGUUCGACUUUCUUACGAUUCUGAUCCGAUGGAUGUGAUGUAUUUGAUGGAAAAAGUUUGGGGUUUGGAACCUCCGCGUCUUGUUAUCACAGUUCAUGGAGGAAUGAGCAAUUUUGAGUGAGUACCUUCCCACUUCCUUCUUAUUUUGAAAUGAUUCAGACUUCAAGAACGUCUUGGUCGAUUAUUUCGAAAAGGUAUGCUCAAAGCUGCUCAAACUACCGGAGCUUGGAUUAUCACAAGUGGACUUGAUUCUGGAUGUGUUCGACAUGUUGCAAAAGCAUUAGAUGAAGCUGGAAUAUCAGCAAGAAUGAGAUCACAAAUUGUGACAAUUGGAAUUGCACCAUGGGGUGUAAUUAAAAGAAAAGAAAGAUUGAUUCGAAAAAAUGAUAUGGUUUCUUAUGAUGUUCAUUCACUUUCUGUAAAUGCAAAUGUUGGAAUUUUAAAUGAUCGACAUUCAUAUUUUCUAUUGUCGGAUAAUGGAACUGUUGGAAGAUUUGGAGCUGAUCUUCAUCUUCGACAAAAUCUUGAAAAUCAUAUUGCAACUUAUGGUUGUAAUGGAAGAAAAGUUCCAGUUGUUUGUACUUUGUUAGAAGGAGGAAUUAGUUCGAUAAAUGCAAUUCAUGACUAUGUUACAAUGAAGCCUGAUAUUCCAGCGAUUGUUUGUGAUGGAAGUGGAAGAGCUUCGGAUUUGUUAUCGUUUGCUGCAAGAUAUAUCAAUGCAGAUGGGUUAGUUUUUGUAGGAACAUGUUUGAUUUUUCAAAUUUGAGAUUUUCAGAACGUUUGCAAGCGAAGUUGGAAAUCGUCUCCAAAUGCUCGUCAAAAUGGUCUUCCCGGAACAAAAUCACGAAGAACUUUUUGAAAAAAUUCAACAAUGUGCUGAAAGAAAAGAUCUUUUGCGUGUUUUCCGAUGUGGCGAAGAAGAAGAAGAAGAUGUGGAUUAUGUGAUUUUGUCGACAGUUUUGCAGAAACAAAAUUUGCCACCAGAUGAACAGGUAUGGAUAUUUCCUACUUGGACUAGUGAUAGAUAAUUUUGUCAAUUUUUCAAAUUGAAUAUAACUAUUGCGAUUCAAAAAUUGUGUUUUCAAAAGGUGUAUUUGCAGCUGGCUCUAACUCUUUCAUGGAAUCGAGUCGAUCUUGCAAAAAGUUGUCUAUUUUCAAAUGGUCGAAAAUGGUCGAGCGAUGUUCUUCAAAAAGCAAUGAAUGAUGCUCUUUACCUUGAUCGAGUUGAUUUUGUUGAAUGUCUUCUUGAAAAUGGCGUUUCAAUGAGUAGUUUUUUGACAAUCAAUACUAUGGAAAAUCUAUAUAACAUGGAUGAUAUUGCAAGUCCACAUUGUGUUCGAAAUUGGUUUAUUGACUUCAAUUCUGUCGAUGCUCAUACAUAUUUAACACUUCCUUUGAUUGGAAGUGUUAUUGAAAAAUUGAUGGGAAAUGCUUUCAAACAUUAUUACACUUCUAGAAAUUUCAAGACAAAAUAUGAUAAAUAUAAAAGAGCAAAUCAGAAUACUUAUUUUCAUCAGAAGAAAAGAUUUCAACGAGAUUUAUUCAAACCAAAAAAUAAUAAUCGAGAAGAUGAUGAUCAAGUUAGCACAAAUAUUGAAUCUGAUGAUUUUGUAUUUUUGUAUCCUUUCAAUGAUUUAUUGAUUUGGGCAGUUUUGACUCGAAGACAUGAUAUGGCAAAAUGUAUGUGGGUUCAUGGAGAAGAUGCGAUGGCUAAAUGUUUGAUUGCUGUCAGAUUGUAUAAGGCGACUGCUAAAAUUGCAGAAGAUGAAUAUCUGGAUGUAGAAGAAUCGAAAAAAUUGUUCGAGAAUGCGAUGUAAGUUUAUAGUGUUGGGUUGAAGUGUUGGUUCUAAAAUUUCAAAUUUCUAGAGCUUGUCGCGAAGAUGCAAUUGAACUUCUUGAUCAAUGUUAUCGAAAUGACAAUGAAUGGACUCUUCGACUUCUUCGAAUGGAACUUCCACACUGGGGAAAUCAUAAUUGUUUAUCACUCGCAGUUCUUGCAAAUACAAAAUCUUUUCUUGCUCAUCCGUGCUGUCAAAUUCUGCUCGCUGAACUUUGGCAUGGAUCACUUCGAGUUCGAAGUGGAUCAAAUAUUCGAGUCCUUACAGCUCUUAUUUUUCCACCAGCAGUUUUGAAAAUGGCUUUCAAACCGAAAAGAGUUGUUCCAAAAGUGACUGAAAUUGAGGAAAAAUUCGAGGAGAAUCAAAAUGACAGUGUUGUAAGUAUACAACAGACAACAAAACGAUCAUCAUUCAAAUUACAUCAAAUCAAUGAAGAAAAAUUGGCUCAACCCAAAAAAGUAACAAUAGUUUCAUCAAGAAAAAAUAGUUGUGGUGCAAGUGUUUAUGGAAGUUCAACAAGUAUGAUGUUCAAACAGGAACAAAAAAUAUCAGUGAUCGAAAAAUUCCAAGCUUUUUAUUCUGCACCAAUCACAAAAUUCUGGUCAUGGUGUAUUGCUUUUCUAGCUUUUCUCACUCUUCAAACUUUUAUUCUACUUAUCAAAACUCCAAUUGAAGCAACAAUGUUCGAAUGGGCGACUUUUGUUUAUUGUGUAACAUUGUCUGUGGAACAUUUGAGAAAAAUGUUGACUUCGGAUGGAACAAAAAUAUCGGAGAAAAUGAGAAGUUUUUAUUCAAAAUGGUAUAAUAUUUGGACAUCAGCUGCUCUAUUAUUUUUCCAUGUUGGAUUCGCGUUUCGAUUAAAUAUCAAUUAUCGAGAAACUUGGGGAAGAGUUUUAUUGAGUUGUUCAAAUGUGCUUUUUUAUAUGAAGGUAAGAUUUGGGAAGACUAGAAGCUCAGAUAAGUCUGGAACUGAUUCAAAAAGCUUAUGUACAACUAUGUUGUUCUCAUCGUUUCCCUGAUCUCUGAUUUUGCAGACUUUUGAAUAUCUAUCUGUUCACCCUCUUCUUGGUCCAUAUAUUCAAAUGGCUGCUAAAAUGGUCUGGUCAAUGUGUUAUAUUCUUGUUCUUCUUUUGGUAACUCUAAUGGCAUUUGGUGUAAAUCGACAAGCUAUUACAUAUCCAAAUCUAGAUUUCAAUUGGCUUUCAGUUAGAAACAUCUUCUACAAACCAUAUUUCAUGUUAUACGGAGAAGUUUAUGCUGGAGAAAUUGAUACUUGUGGCGAUGAAGGGCAGAAUUGUGUGCCUGGUGGAUUUGUGCCACCUUUUUUGAUGGUUGGAUUUUUGCUUGUUGCUAAUGUUUUGUUGCUCAAUUUGUUGAUUGCCAUUUUUAAGUGAGUUGGAACUUAUUUGGGAAUUUUGAAUGAGAAAACCAACCCAAGCCCAAAAAAUCCUUCCUUUUUUCUGAAAAAAAGUUUCAAGUAUUUCUGAAAUUUCAGCAAUAUUUACAACGACCUAAUCGAAAGAUCCAAAGAAAUUUGGUUAUUUCAAAGAUAUCAACAACUUAUGGAAUAUCAUGACAGUCCAUUUUUGCCACCUCCUUUUAGUCUGAUUGCUCAUGUUGCCAAUUUUAUAGUUUAUUUAUACAAUAUGAUAAGUCAUAGUAAAAAUAAUUCCCGAAUUAUUUCGGAAUAUUCAAUUAGUAAGUUUAUAUAUUUUUUUCCACUUCAAAAACAGCUUUCUUAUUUUAAUUUAAGAACUGCUGGUCAGUGAAGAUGAAAUGAAAAAGAUGCAAGAUUUUGAAGAAGAUUGUAUUGAUACUUUAACUCGAAUUAAACGAGUUCGUCAAGAUACUGGUGAAAUUUUGAACACUGCCGAUUUAACAGAACUAACAUGUCAAAGAGUUCACGAUUUGAUGCAGGAGAAUUUCUCACUGAAAGGUCGGAUUUAUGAUUUGGAGACUAAAAUUGAUACGAUUUCACAUGUUUCUGAUGAAAUUGUGCAGAUAUUAAGAAGUAAGCACACUAAAAAAAUAUCGGAUAUAUUUGUAUCGACUUAUUCAUUGCCUGAUACUUCGAUUGAUGUUAUUCCGAAGGUUGUUUUGUGAGUUUGGGGACACUUUUUGGUUUUUAGAAAAAUACAAUUUUUUUUCAAAUACCGAAUCACUUGAGAAAUCAAAUUACAAUUUUCAAAAAAAAACUUGAUAAUUUUUUAUUUAUUUUUCAAGCAACCCUCAAAAAAUCUUAGGAAACCCAAUGAAUGUCAUCUUUCCCCAACAACCGAAGAACGACUAGUUAGCAAAUCUCCAUUGAUGGCAAAUCUUCAUCGAGAUCAUACAUUGAGAAAAUACGACGAUGCAAACUUCCAAGCAACAAGUCUACAACGUAGACCUCGUUUACAUUCGUCUUCUUUCUCAAUCUCGCAAGAUAUGCGUGAUAUGAAAACAUCAGCAAGUACACGAAAUCUUCACAAAACACCAUCGCUUUCUUUAUCAACAGCUUCUUCUACAAAUUUUGUGAAAGAUGAAUACGAUUCGGAUGUUUCUGGAACACAACAAGAUCAACAUUCAUAA